Molecule: messenger RNA, 663 nt
Organism: Orbicella faveolata
Lineage: Eukaryota; Metazoa; Cnidaria; Anthozoa; Scleractinia; Merulinidae
Product: alpha-2B adrenergic receptor-like
Source: RefSeq, a predicted model, not a curated record
AUGUUGAACAUUGUAACAAUCCACGCCAUAAGAAAAACGUCUUCGUUGCCAAGGACUCUGAAAACAUUGCUCCUGAGUCUUGCUGUUUCUGAUGUUGGUGUUGUUUUACUGAUUCAACCAUUUGCCAUCUCACUUCUGGUCAAGGGGUUACAAGAAAACUACCCUGCCUGUGGCACGUACAAGGUUUUUGAAAUUUUGCUGGUCUUGUUUUCUAAAGCUUCGUUCUAUGGUGUCAUUGCCAUAAGUGUGGACAGGUUCUUAACUAUUCACCUUCAUCUCAGAUAUCAGGAACUUGUGACUCAUAAGCGUGUGGUUGCUGUGGUGAUCUCAAUAUGGGUGUUAAGUGCAUUUGUUUCUUCAAUGGUGUUGUGGGUUCCACCUGAUAAUCGCCCCUUAGUUCUAUCCAUUGGUACUGUUAUUGGUCUUCUUCUUACAACACUGAUUUACAUCAGGAUUUAUUUAGCUGUGAGACGCCACAAGAAUCAGAUACAGGCCCUGCAGGCACAGCAUGCAGCACAGACUGGCGAAAUCGCAAAUUUUACUAGUCUUAUUAAAUCUGCAGUCGGUAUAUUCUAUGUAUAUCUUGUCUUUCUGAACAAGGACUGCGACAACAGCAUGAAGGAGAGCAUAUACCAACACCAUACUGAAGGACAAGUCCACUAG